Neomonachus schauinslandi (Hawaiian monk seal) is the source of this 1521-nucleotide messenger RNA. Its product is annotated as butyrophilin-like protein 1. Gene Ontology annotation, biological process: regulation of cytokine production; T cell receptor signaling pathway. The record is from RefSeq and is a predicted model, not a curated record. The coding region runs from base 1 to 1521 and encodes 506 amino acids. The transcript has 9 exons. Gene Ontology annotation, cellular component: external side of plasma membrane. Gene Ontology annotation, molecular function: signaling receptor binding. Lineage: Eukaryota; Metazoa; Chordata; Mammalia; Carnivora; Phocidae.
AUGGCUACUUAUCCUCUUAGGAGCAGUGUGUUGGGAGAGAAAGGGAUGAGUGUGGAGAGAAUGUCCGGGUUUUCUGUGAAGGGACCGGCUGAGCCCAUCAUGGUUCUGCUAGGGGCAGAUGCCACUCUGCCCUGCCAGCUGUCCCCUGAGCAGAGUGCAGCCCACAUGCACAUUCGGUGGUACCGAACCCAACUGUCCCCCGCUGUGUUUGUGUACCAGAAUGGACAGGAACAAGGUGGGGAGCAAAUGCUGGAGUACCGCGGCAGGACAGAGUUGGUGAGGGACUCCAUCAACAAAGGGGGAGUGGCCCUGCUGAUCCAACACGUUCGUGCCUCUGAUCAUGGCCAGUACCGGUGUCAUUUUAAGGAUGGUCAGAGCUCCCAAGAGGCUAUUGUGGAGCUGCAUGUUGUAGGGUUGGGCUCUGCACCUCAUGUUCAUAUGAUGGGACCUGAGGAUGGUGGGAUCCGAGUGCUGUGCUCUGCAGAUGGCUGGUUCCCAAAACCCAGGGUGCAGUGGAGUGACAUGAUGGGAGUGAAUCUACAGUCCCUCUCUGAGUUUCAGACCCAAGAUGAAGAUGGGCUCUUUCGUGUGGAAGCAUCUCUUGUGGUCACAGACAGCUCUCUGGGCAAUGUGACCUGUUCCAUCCAGAAUCCCCUCUCUGGACAGGAGAAAGCAUCAGCCAUCCUCCUCCCAGAGCCCUUCUUCCCCAGGAUGGACCCAUGGAAGGCAGCCCUGGCUGGAACAGUCCCUGUGCUGAUGCUCCUCCUCAUUGGGAUCAGCUACACUGGCUGGAGAGAACAUCAAGCCAAAGAAAGAGAAGUAAAGAAAAAGAAAAGAGAAUCUCAUGAAAGAGAUCAGAUGAAAAAUGAAAAGGAAAUGGCACUUAAGGACAAAGAUAACCUCAAGGAAGAGCUUGAACAGCGAAAGAAAUUAUACCUUGCAGAUUGGAGGAAGGCUCUGCUGUAUCCUGACUGGAGGAGGGAACUGUUCCGGCCUGUGGAUGUGACUAUAAAUCAGGAAAUCCGUCAGAAUAAUUCUGACCCAGAGAGAAAACAGAAGCUCAGAGAGGAAACACAGGAUCUAUCUCUUAGUGAUAAGAAAGGAGAUUGCAACCUUAUCACACUUAAUCAGGAAGGCUUCACCUCAGGAAGACAUUACUGGGAAGUGGAUAUUAAGAACACUGAUGAGUGGACUCUAGGCAUUUAUGAGAUGCCCACAGGCAAGAUUGGGUUAUCCACAGAUCUACAAAACAAGAAAUUCAGAGUCUUAGAGAAGAAAGGAUGUAAAUACAGGGCUCUUACCUAUGGCCCUCAAGACAUUUCCCUGGAAGAGCAUCUCCUGAUAGAAAAGUAUCCACAAAAGAUUGUGAUUUUUUUGGAUUAUGAAGACAAGGACAUUUCUUUCUAUGACAUGACUCAGGGCACCCACAUCUUUUCCUUCACCCAGGCAAGAUUCUAUGGCUCACUCUAUCCUUACUUCAGCUUUAAAUCCAUGCAGCAUUCCCCAUCUGAGCAAUAUUAA